CGCGGCCGGGACUGAGGCGGCGGCCCGAGCGCAGCGCCAUGGCCGACUGGGGCCGCGCUCAGAACCCGGGCGCCGUGGAGGAGAUCCUUGAUCUGGAGAACAAGCGGAUGGCCGACAACCUGGCCUCCAAAGUCACGAGGCUCAAAUCGCUGGCUCUGGACAUCGACAGGGAUGCAGACGACCAGAACCGGUAUUUGGAUGGAAUGGACUCAGAUUUCACCAGCAUGACGGGCCUGCUCACGGGAAGCGUGAAGCGUUUUUCCACAAUGGCACGGUCUGGGCGAGACAACCGGAAGCUUCUGUGCAGUAUGGCUGUUGGCCUGAUUGUGGCUUUCUUCAUCCUCUCCUACCUUGUGUCGAGAGCAAGGACAUGAUCUGAUGGAAGCUGGCUUCUGUGGGACAAUCAAGGUCCCCCUGAUUGUGUGCUAGGCUCCAGAGGACUUUCCUACAAAAUACCUUGAAAUGAU
Molecule: messenger RNA, 467 nt
Organism: Suncus etruscus (white-toothed pygmy shrew)
Lineage: Eukaryota; Metazoa; Chordata; Mammalia; Eulipotyphla; Soricidae
Gene: BET1L
Product: Bet1 golgi vesicular membrane trafficking protein like
Exons: 4
Coding region: 39-374 (111 amino acids)
Biological process (GO): retrograde transport, endosome to Golgi; regulation of retrograde vesicle-mediated transport, Golgi to ER
Cellular component (GO): SNARE complex; Golgi trans cisterna
Molecular function (GO): SNAP receptor activity
Source: RefSeq, a predicted model, not a curated record